Messenger RNA from Anastrepha ludens (Mexican fruit fly), 993 nucleotides. It is a transcript of the gene ODA-Dnal1, whose product is annotated as dynein axonemal light chain 1. The transcript is spliced from 3 exons. Gene Ontology annotation, cellular component: cytoplasm. Lineage: Eukaryota; Metazoa; Arthropoda; Insecta; Diptera; Tephritidae. Gene Ontology annotation, molecular function: protein kinase binding. The record is from RefSeq and is a predicted model, not a curated record. Bases 316 to 882 code for a protein of 188 amino acids.
UAUUGAUCAAAGCACUGGCGGUAGGGGCACAUAUUAAAUAAAAUUAAAAUAAAAAAAAUAAAUGCCUUAUGUUUUGGGACAUGAAACACAUUUAGGAGGUCUCAUUAAGUAAGUAGAAUAUUACAUACACAUCUUGUGUCUCAUUUCCACACAAGCAGUUGCUCGUUGAGAAUAAAAACAACUCGCCCUGGCAACCAAUAUGCUUUAUAAAUAAUUUGCUGCACAGACAGAAAGUUACUAAUCCCUCGCUACUAAAAGUUAACAAAAUUGAAAAUUAUGGAAUUAUGAAAACAAAAAAUUAAAAUUAUGUAAAAUAUGUCAAAAGCCACAACAAUCAAAGAAGCCUUGAAACGUUGGGAAGAACGUGAACAGCAAAGCGCCGUGGAGGCCAAAGUAAUCGAAUUGCAAUUCCAAUGGCCGCCAAUCGAGAAAAUGGACAACACGCUCAGCACACUGGUUAAUUGCGAACGCCUCAGCCUGUGCACAAAUAUGGUAGAGAAGAUUUUCGGUCUGAAUGGCAUGAAAAAUUUACGUGUGUUGUCCUUGUCACGGAAUUAUAUUAAAAAUGUAUCGGGUUUGGAAGCUGUCGCUGAUACACUCAUCGAAUUAUGGCUCAGCUAUAAUUUGAUCGAGAAACUGAAGGGUCUCUCCGCUUUGAAAGCUCUAAAAGUGCUUUAUAUAAGCAAUAAUGUGAUCAAGGAUUGGAGUGAGAUUAAUCGCCUACAAGAAUUGGAAGCACUUGAGGAUCUUGUGGUGGUAGGUAAUCCCAUAUCCGAAGGCAUGGAUGAAGCCACAUAUCGGGCGGAGUGUAUCAAACGUUUGCCAACGAUUCGAAAAUUGGAUGGCGAACCAGUGGUGAUGAAUGAGGAACCAACAUUAUAAAGCAGAUAAGAUUUGUACCUUCAGCAGUUUGUGAAGGCGACUGAAAUUUGAAUUUUUAAUUGAGUAUUCUUCGAAUGUAUGGAGGAAUAAAAUUUCGAAAGAACUAAGAAA